AUGUGUAGACUGUGAGGGGAAAGGAGGAAGCUGUGUUUCCAGAAUGGGGCAGUGGGCAGUGUUGGUGCUGUGGCUUUCUUGGGUCACUUCUCUUACAGGUCAAAAUGCUCCAGACAAGACUGUGUUCUAUACCUGCAAUAACACAUUUGUAAGUGUUUCUGUUAGAAGUGACCCACUUGGGUCAGGGAUGAAGCUGGAUCCUGGAAGCCUGACCCUGGGGAGAUGUCCGGUAUCUAGUACCAGUGCUCUUUAUGGAUUCCUUGUAUUUGAAUACCCCCUCUCUGUCUGUGGGUUCUCCAGAAUGACUUAUGGGAACAUUGUGAAAUAUUUUGUGAACCUGGUAUACCAACCUACUAAUGUCGGUGCAAGUCUGUUUUCUCAGCCUUUUACAACUCAAAUAAGCUGCAUUUUGAACACCUCAAUGACUCCUACACCAACAGAAACUACAGUGGUUGUUCCAGUGUCUGGAGAAGGGCAACUUAAUUUCUUUGCCAGUCUUAUGACUGAUGACUUCUCAGACACUUCUUCUACAAAGGAUUUUUAUCUGGGAUCUCCAAUUUCCUUGCAACUGUCCGUGGAAAGUACUCAUCACAUGCCCCUGCGGAUCUUUGUAGAUGAAUGCAUAGUGACUCCAACUCCAGUCAUCAGCAAUACAGGACCAAGCUACAGCCUAAUUAACAACCAUGGAUGUUUUGUGGAUGGAAAAGUAGCUGCAUCAAAGUUUGUGGAACACUUUCCCUUGGACACAAUUAGACUGACUUUCCCAGCUAUGAGAUUUGUAGAUGAUAGCGAUAAGAUCUACCUUCACUUUAAAGUUGUUGUCUGGGACACAAACACUGUAACUGAACUGAGGAAGGCGUGUUCUUACUUAAGCAAUGGGUGGCAACUUCUUGGUAACUCGCAAAGCAGCGUGUGCAACUGCUGUGAUUCUGUUUGCAACAAGGCUUCAAGGCGCAAGAGACAUGCUGAUCCUGGUCUUGUCUACACAAUGGUUUUAGGACCCUUCAAAGUAUAUAGUCCAGCUGUUGGAGGAAGGGAAAACUCUUCUGCUAAUGAAUCCAAAGUGGAGGUAACAAAGUCGGGCUUCCCACUAUCGCCGGUAGUUGGAGCACUCUUCCUUGAGCUGGCAGUACUGUUGCUGCUGUCUGUAGGUGUUGUUGUGUAUGACCGUGCAGCCAAGCACAAAUGUGAAGAGACUGAAAAACGCUCCCUUGUUACUAAUGAAACUGACCAUUUUAAUUAAAGCAUCUGUCUACCACACCAUA
This is a messenger RNA of Pseudophryne corroboree (corroboree frog), 1265 nucleotides long. Its product is annotated as zona pellucida sperm-binding protein 3-like. The coding region runs from base 44 to 1243 and encodes 399 amino acids. The transcript has 10 exons. The record is from RefSeq and is a predicted model, not a curated record. NCBI's taxonomy places the organism in Eukaryota, Metazoa, Chordata, Amphibia, Anura, Myobatrachidae.